AUGGACCUCAAUGGGGUCAAGAGGAGGGACACCACCAAAGGACCUCCUCUUCGCAUUCUAUCUCUAGAUGGUGGAGGGGUUCGCGGCUAUUCCAUGCUCAUUAUCAUCCAAGAGCUUAUGCACCGCACAUACGUCGAGAUUGAAGGAAGAGCACCACACCGAAACGAGAUCCCAAAGCCAUGCGACCACUUCGACCUUAUCGUCGGAACAGGAACUGGCGGCCUCAUCGCCCUGAUGCUCGGCCGGCUGCGCCUUGACUUGGAGACAUGCAAGCAGUUGUACGUGAGGCUUACACGCAUGGUGUUUGAGACGGACAAAACCAUCGCCGGAAUACCCUAUCGAUCAACACUUUUCAAGGCGUCGAAGCUGGAGGAAGCCAUCAGGGAGGCUGUCAGAGAGCACACCGUCUACGAGAAGGAGGGCAACGAUGGGACUGAGAGCGACAUGAUUAGCCCCCUCAACUCGGCCUACUCCAACUCAUCUGGUCCUCGAAGACACACCAGCAACGCGAGCACUGUCAGUUUCAGCGCUCGCAGCCCCCAGGCUCAGAUGGCCCGCCCCGCCUUCAACUCGCGUUACGGCAAUCCCAAUGCCAGGCUCUACGAUGCUAGAGAAACGAGAACAAAAACGGCUGUAUUAGCGAUGUAUAGAGGCUCGCGCAAGGGCAGCCCCCCAGCCAUUCUGCGAUCCUACGAUUCGAGAAGAGAGCCCCCGCCCGAGUUCGACUGCAAGAUUUGGCAAGCUGGCCGCGCAACGUGCGCCAUCGGUCUCGCCUUCAAGCCUAUCCAAAUCGGGCAAUCUGUUUUCCACGACGACGGCGCCGGCACCUUUAACCCCGCCCCGGAAGCCCUGGACGAAGCAGUACUGAAUGAGUGGCCUGGCCGCGAGGUAGGCGUAUUCGUCAGUGUCGGAACAGGUAGACGACCAAAGGGCAGCGACGCCAAUCAGCAUGUCUGGUACGAAGGUUUUAUGGGAGACUUCGCCGAGGCACGCCGGAAGCUCAUUUCUAAGAUCGAGGGCUGUGAGGCGAUUCACGAGCAAAUGAGGAAAGAGCACCUUGCAAAGAGAAACGUCAGCGUCGACAACUACUAUCGUCUGAACGUGGAGGUCGGUGUUGGCGAGUUUGGCAUGAACGAGUGGCACCGCCUGGCCGACAUCAGUACUGGCACACGCCAGUAUCUCAGGCGGGAAGUUGAGCAGAGGAUGGUGCAGGGCGCGUCUGCGAAGCUGGCCAAAAUUCACAAGGCGAACAUCCGCUUUAAUCGCGCCUUGCCGGAUGUGCCCGAACUGGUCAAGUCCACGUCGGAGGCUAGUGAGCCAUUUGCGGUAGAGCUGCCAGCCGAUAUCCCUUCGUCGUGGCCGCCACACAACACACCGCCUAGCCGUCAGUCGUACGAAUCUGGAAUGGAAAACUUGCAUGUCCCUUCGCCCAUGAGCCCUUCCCCAAGAAGCUCUGGCGAGAGAUUACAAGCACCACAAUCCCUCAAGGUUGGGACACCACCUGUUGGGCAGCGGCCAUACCCGCCGCCGCCAAGUGCGCACUCGGCGGAUGAUGACGACGAAGUCGAUCGCUUAGUUGUUACGGCGCCUACACCAGCCCAGUACAGAUACGCCGCCGGCGCCGACAAGAUUGCUAUCAUGAGCCCAGAUGAGCACCCUAGAUGGCAGAGCCCGCCGCCUAACGGACAUGUGCAGCAGUCGCAACUGCCACGUAUCCCUCCGCCGCUACCCCCGAAAACACCACUUCCGGAACAUCAAAUGGCUGGAGGCCGUCGCCCCAAUACCGCCAAUCCUCUUCCUUAUCCCGUUGACGACGAACCCCCACCAGUGAAUAUGGCAAGGAAGCCAGACUACCGUGGAAGAUAG
This is a messenger RNA of Colletotrichum siamense, 1866 nucleotides long. RefSeq names its product Calcium-independent phospholipase A2-gamma (gene Pnpla8-0). The coding region runs from base 1 to 1866 and encodes 621 amino acids. Gene Ontology annotation, cellular component: membrane. The record is from RefSeq and is a predicted model, not a curated record. Gene Ontology annotation, biological process: arachidonate metabolic process. The transcript is spliced from 3 exons. NCBI's taxonomy places the organism in Eukaryota, Fungi, Ascomycota, Sordariomycetes, Glomerellales, Glomerellaceae.